Molecule: messenger RNA, 2915 nt
Organism: Sphaerodactylus townsendi
Lineage: Eukaryota; Metazoa; Chordata; Lepidosauria; Squamata; Sphaerodactylidae
Gene: FPGT
Product: fucose-1-phosphate guanylyltransferase
Exons: 4
Coding region: 48-1832 (594 amino acids)
Molecular function (GO): transferase activity, transferring phosphorus-containing groups
Source: RefSeq, a predicted model, not a curated record
GGUCUCUCACUCCGGAAGCGACAGACGCCUGCGGGAGCGGUGGCGCCAUGCUGGUUGGUGCAGAGGCGGAGGCUUUGUUGCAACGAGCCACUCAGAAGCGGCUGGAGAAGUUCGCAGACCUCAGAGGUAAAAUAGUACUACCUGGAGAAUUCUGGGAUGUGGUUGUAAUAACAGCAGUUGACAAAAAACAGGAAGUUGCAUACCAGCAACAGUUAUCAGAAAAGCUGAAGAGAAAGGAGCUACCUCUUGGUGUUCAUUACUGUGUUUUAGUAGAUCCUCCUGGACAAAAAAUUGGAAAUGGUGGAUCAACCCUUCAUGUUCUUCAGUGUUUGGAAGAGCAUUAUGGUGAUAAAUGGGAUUCUCUUACUGUCAUAUUAAUCCAUUCUGGUGGUUAUAGUCAACGUUUACCUAAUGCAAGUGUCCUGGGAAAAAUUUUCACAUCUUUGCCUUUUGGGGACCCAGUUUACCAGAUGCUGGAUUUAAAACUGGCAAUGUACAUUGAUUUUCCCAUCCAGAUGAAUCCGGGUGUUCUGAUUACUUGUGCAGAUGAUAUUGAACUUUAUUAUACUGGAGAAACAAACUUCAUCAGGUUUGAUCAACCUGGAUUUACUGCAUUAGCUCACCCAUCCAGUUUGACUAUUGGUAUGACUCAUGGUGUAUUUGUAUUGGAGCCAUCUUCUCAUUUGACAGAAAAAGGAGACCUUGAAUACCGGUCUUGUAAGCGUUUCCUGCAUAAGCCUAGCAUUGAGAGCAUGUAUCAGUCUGGAGCAGUAUGUUUAAUGAGUCAGUCAUCUCCUUCUGGAGGAAUAGAAGACUCAGUAUUGAACUCUGAACAUGUGUAUACAGAUAGUCUGUUUUACAUUGAUCACACCACUGCAAAACUGUUGUUGACAUUUUAUAAACAAAUGGGCAAGCUUUGCUGUGAAAUAGAUGCCUAUGGUGACUUUCUGCAGGCACUGGGACCUGGAGCAACAGAAGAGUACAUAAAAAACACAGAAGCCGCCUCAGAAGCAGGAUCACAUUUCAUGGAAAUCCGAGAGAAAAUAUACAGUCUUCUGAAAGGAUUGCCUUUCAAUGUUAUACUGUUAAAUAACUCCAAAUUCUAUCACAUAGGGACUACCCACGAAUACUUGUUUCAUUUCACUUCUGAUAGAAAGCUGAAACGGGAAUUGGGGUUGCUGCCGAACAUUUUCAGCAUCUGUCCAAAGAGUGCAGAAGAUUUGGAGAAAUCAGCGUGUAUUAUUCAUAGCAUACUCAGUCACAAGAGUUCUGUUGCUCCGGGCUCAUUAGUUGAGUACUCCAGACUGGGAUCCGAUGUUUCUGUGGGAACUAACAGUAUCAUUAGUGGUUGUUGUAUUGAUGUAAAAGCACUCCUACCACCAAACACAUUCAUAACAACACUAAGUGUGAGGAUUGGUGGAGAAGUAAUGUAUGCAAGCAUGGUGUUUGGUAUAGAAGACAACUUGAAAAAGAAUGUGACAAAGUUGUCUGAUAUACACUUACUUCAUUAUUUUGGAAUCAGCCUUAUAGAAUGCUUCAAGCUCUGGGGCCUGGGUGUUUCAGACCAAUUGUUUUCUGGUCAUAAGACAGCUUUAAGUUUAUGGACAGUUCGGAUUUUCCCUGUUUGCUCCAGUUUAAAUGGCUCAGUGGAGGUGUCAUUAAGAAUUUUAAACUCUGUGAAGAACAUGUCACUUUUUCAUCUGGAUGGCUUUAAGCUAUUGUCUGUUGAAGAAAUGCUUCAUUACAAAGACAUAGACGACAUGUUGAGGUUCAGACAGCAACUUUACGAAGAAAUUACUCUGCAGAAACUGAAAGAGAAAUCUGAUAUGUAAAAAAUGUAUGAAAAUGUACAGCUUUCCAUGUUCUUUAAUUUGAAGAGGAUUGAUUGCUUUCAGGCUUUGAGAAAUCCAGUGCCAUGCAGUACACAUUUUUUGUGUUUCAGUGAAGUAGAAAUAAUGAAACUGCAUUAGUAAUGUUAUUGUAGCAUAACAUUAAUAAUGCAAAAAAUGCAGAUAAACUAUUCUUUUGAUGAAAAAAUUAAUGAAAUAUUUCAAAUCUAUAAAAACAUAAAGAGGCAAAUUUUCUUGAAUGUUAUAUUUUCGGGUUUUAAUUCUAGUGGGGAACAAAACUUGUUAAUUAGAAGUUUGAUUGCAAGCCACUUAAAAGUUUUUCAAAUGAUGAAUAGUAGCUCAGAAAUAUUCCCCUACUCAGGAUUGUUUGUUUUGAAGAAACCAAAAAACCUGUGUGCUUAAAAGUGUCUUUCUAAAUUGCUGAUGAGUACUGAAACUUGAAAAGUGAGUGCUUUUAGAACACAAUACCAUAUUUUAUGCAUGAACCAAGCUCCACCUUGUGACUUUUGCAGGAGAGAAGGAGUAGCAAAACUGACUGGAAUACAAUAUAGGAAGUCAGGCUUUUUGAACACUUCACUUUUCUAGUAAAUAUAAUAAUAGUAGCAAUAAAGCCCCUUGCGCAAAAAAAUUCAAAUUCUAGAAAACUAAUCCUCCCAGAGCAAGAGUCAUAGACAGGACAUAUCUUCAGGAAAUGGCACCGGGCUCAAACACUGAAAAUGCACCCUUGUCAAACAUUCCAGAUUUGCAAGGAGGGGCAGCAGGGUGCCUGUGAAGAUGGAGAGAGUUCUCCCCAUCUCCAUAGAUUCUCCCCAUUUGCAAAGUUGGCCUGGGUUUUGCAAAGGAGAGGAGCCAGCAGGGUGUCCAUGAAGAUGGGAAGAGUUCUCCCCAUUUUCAUAGGCACACCCCCCCCCGCCCCGGUUUGGAAGGCUGGAUCCCAGUUUUGCAAAGGUGGGAGGAGCCAGCAGGGUGCCUGUGAAAAUGGAAGAAGAGUUGAAUUUAUAUCUACCCUUUCUCUCCUGAAAGGAGAGUCAAAGUGGCUGAUAAACUCCUUUCCCUUCCCCACUC